Harpegnathos saltator (Jerdon's jumping ant) is the source of this 1380-nucleotide messenger RNA. RefSeq lists its product as uncharacterized. The transcript is spliced from 2 exons. The record is from RefSeq and is a predicted model, not a curated record. Bases 170 to 1348 code for a protein of 392 amino acids. NCBI's taxonomy places the organism in Eukaryota, Metazoa, Arthropoda, Insecta, Hymenoptera, Formicidae.
UUCUCCUAACUAUCAUCGACUAAACUGUGCAAACAGGACUUCUUUUUUUCUGCUAAAGUACAGUAGCACACAUUAAUUACUCUUAAAUUCAAUUAAUAAAAGUAUCUGUUUAAUCAGGUAAGCAGGAUACAACAUCAUAUAUUAUCUCACAAUUACCUUAGAAAAAGCGAUGAAUCAGAUUAGUGGACUUAAAAAUUAUAAUAAUUUCUUUCAUCCAAACGUUUGUCACGUUUGCACGAAGACGGAUAAUGGCACUUUUGUAACAUGUUCUAAGUGCCUUAUGAUUUAUUACUGUAAUACAAAACACAGAGAGGAGCAUAAAGGAAAGCAUAUACAAUUUUGUGGUUAUAUAUUACAGCUUCCAGCGAAAUAUAAAGUACUUCUUCACAGUUCUUCUUUAAACAUAACCGAAUGGGUCAACUCACGGGUGACGAUUUUGAAUAAACUCAAACAAAUAUCGCCACGUCAACUGAAACCGUACGAAGAACAAAUGAUUCUUUUUGCAAAAUCGUGUCGCAUUUGUCAUCAGCAAGUGCAAUUGCGCUCGUGCAAAAUAUGUCAGUCUGACUACUAUUGCAAUGAACAUGAAGAAGAAUUUCUGAACGAACAUACAAGAGAACAUUGCCGGAAGUUGAUGUUUCAACUCAAUCUAGAUAUCAUAAGUCUCUGGAUUGAUAAAGCUGAUCCUUGUAUAGGCCAGCUGACGUUUACCAGGUUUUCUGAUAGUAGGCAACAGAGAAAUAUAAGAGGACCGUUAACAUUCUAUUAUGCGAUGAAGAAGGCGAAUUUAUUACAUCUUCUAAACAUAAACCUAAGCGAAUUCGUUGUUCAUAUAAUAACAUCAAGCUACCUUGGAAGAAAAUAUGUGGAUCCUUGGGAACUACUUUUGCAUUUGCGUCCUAGUAUAGGUCAGCUAACAGUUGUAAUGGUAGGACCAACAAUGCAAGCUAGUAAUGGAAAUAUCAGAGUCUGUAAUCGUUGUCAAAAGGAAUAUUAUGGGCGUGAACAUAAAUAUGAGAUUCAUUCUAUGACGUAUUUGAAUUACACAAAGACCCCAUCGUAUAAACAACCAAAUAUGGUUAUAUCUGAAGAUUUUCUUAAAGAAGCAGUCGGUGAUUUUAUAAAGAUAAUAAAUAAAAUUAAGUGUCCAUUUCUUCUGGCUGCAACUUCGGAAACUAAAGGGAAAGCAUACAUAAAAAUGAAUAAAAAACUUCUACAUAUAGAACCUAUAUAUAAUGGCCGAAAUAAUUUCAAAUCCCUUAGACCAUGGAGAUGCUUGACGACAGGUUCUGUCUACUAUCGUAAUGUUUAUUUAAUUGUCUAUCAUAAUUUGAAGCAAUGUAAAUAGUCAUCUUUAGAAUCAUCUAUGAUAGACUUUGC